AGAUGGCAGCCUACAGUGCGUGCAUGUGUUUUGUGCAAAGAUGUCAUGUGCUGAAGAAGUCUGUGUCUCUUGUAACAGUGUAUAACACACGACAACAGUGUUUGCAUUCACAACUUCUUAACCGAAGAAAAAUAAUUCCAACGCAGUCAAGUAUUGUUUUAUUGUAUUCCACUAAAAAAUCGGACAAUGUCAAAGGACUCACUGAUGAAAUCUUGAAGGCCAAAAUUCUUGCAGAGAAAAGUAAAGAACAGAGCUCUUCCGAAAACAAAAGUAAUCCUGAAAAAUCAAAAGAGGAAGACACGAAACAGUCACGCUGGUCCAGGUGGACGGGGAAGAAUGCAUGGAAGCUCGGGUUAGGUCUUUUAGGAGGAUGGGCUGUUAUGACAGUAGGAGGGUUUGUUUAUCUGUACGGUGCACCUCCAAUAGACCCAGAUGGAAAUGUAGUUGAAGAUGAGUUUACUGAAUUGUCCAAAAUAGAAGCUCACAUGAGAAGGGCGGCUAGAGAACUGUCAGUGUUUAGGAAGACAAUACAAGAUCCCUCUCGUGACAAGUUGUUACCAGAUCCUCUACAGUACCCAUAUGUUCAGCCACCCUACACUCUGGUCCUGGAGAUGACAGGGGUACUGGUCCACCCUGACUGGACAUAUGGCACUGGCUGGCGUUUCAAAAAGAGGCCUGGUGUAGAGUACUUCCUGCAGCAGGUUGGGCCACCCAUGUUCGAAAUCGUCAUCUACACAUCUGAGCAAGGCAUGACGGCUGAUCCGUUGGUAAACAACCUUGACCCAAAUGGCUUUGUUAUGUAUCGACUGUACCGGGAUGCCACUCGCUAUAUGAAUGGCCAUCAUGUCAAGGACUUGUCCUGUCUGAACCGCGACCUGUCCAGGGUGAUCGUGAUAGACUGGAACAACCGAUCCUACCAACUCAACCCGUCCAACGCCUUCCCCAUCAAGAAGUGGACUGGCAAUGAUGAGAACCGAGACCUCAUCGAUCUCGCACAUUUCCUUCGAGCGCUGGCAUCAAGUGGCGUAGAAGACAUCCGACCAGUGAUGGAGUACUACAGCAAGUUUGACAACCCCCUCGAGAUGUUCAAGGAGAACCAGAGGAAACUACAGGCAGAGCAGGAAAAACAGCUCAUGAUUCAGAAGGAUCAACAAAAGAAAAAAGUUGGGGGGUCUUGGGGCCUGAAUCCAUUCCGCAGAUGAUGUCGUUGAUUAUAUAAGCCAAUCACAUCAAAGCAUUUUGCUGCAGCACUAUUACUACCAAGAUGAAUAUUAUGUAUCAAAUGUGAGCUGUAAAUACACGAAGUGUUCAAGGUGUGCAUGAUUAGAUGGCAGGAAGCUUGAGUUGCUGCCUUUCUUUAGGAAUUAUUGUGUUGGAUGUCAAGUGAAUUCAUUGGCUGAACAGUGGUCUUUGGUUAGGGAGUUAUUUCCAUGUAUCACAUACUUCGGUCAGAUUACUUUAAAUUUUAAGGGAAUUCAUUGGCUGAACAGUGGUCUUCUGUUAUGGAGUUUUUUUCAAUGUAUCAAAUACUACGGUCAGAUCAUUUUGAAUUCAAGUGAAUUCAUUGGCUGAACAGUGGUCUUCUAUUAGGGAGUUAUUUCCACGUAUCACAUACUUCAGUGAGAGUACUGAUUACCUACUGCAUUACGUUAUGAAAAUAUGACCAGUACAUCAACUAGGAGUGUAUCAAACAUCAAUAUAUUACAAUCUACAAUAUUAGUAUAACGGGAGGGGUUUAAACAUAUUGUCGAUCAUAUGCGUGUCAAUCAAUAGUGACAAUAUUCACAGUUAGUUAUAAAUAAAACAGCUUACGUGUUUAAAAAUUCUUAUACAGUUGCAUGUCAAAUGUGUCCAAAGUUGUCUGGCAAGAAUGAAGACAACUUCAGAUUAGAUUUGGCCGACUUUGGCAUGGUCGGCAAUUCUUUAUUCAUUUCUGUAACAUUGAGUAAUAUAAUCAUCAGCCAUACAACUUGUUUAAAACUAUCUCCAUACUACUGUAACAGUUGACAACAAUUAUGAUACUUUUUGCAAUAGUGUGGGAUACUAUUCCAAUACAAUGCCACUUUUGAAAAUAACCCAGUAGUCAUCCUCAGCAGAUUUGUUGACAGUGAAGGAAAUUCGGAAAUAAAACAGUUUAUCUUUAA
Messenger RNA from Haliotis rubra (blacklip abalone), 2144 nucleotides. Its product is annotated as mitochondrial import inner membrane translocase subunit TIM50-like. The coding region runs from base 3 to 1202 and encodes 399 amino acids. The transcript is spliced from 10 exons. NCBI's taxonomy places the organism in Eukaryota, Metazoa, Mollusca, Gastropoda, Lepetellida, Haliotidae. The record is from RefSeq and is a predicted model, not a curated record. Gene Ontology annotation, molecular function: phosphoprotein phosphatase activity.